AUGGGUAAGGAGGCGCCUAGGCCGUUGACGGCCAUGGAGAUUCUUCGGAAAGGUGUAAAGCUUUUCUGGAGGAGCUGUAAGUCCAUGUUGUCCACCCUGCUUAUCAUUCUUGUGCUCAGCUGUCUCAGCUGCUACAGAACCUGGUCUGUCGUCGCCCCUUCAGCCUCAGGCGUUCUCAGGAAGCUACGCAUCCUAGGAAUACAGGACUCUGGCACUGACACGAUUGAUGGCAUCUUCAGGGGAUUACGGACUGAUCUCCGGCAGAUUGGCAGGGCCGUAAUCGUUGGGUCGCUGAUCUCUUACCUGCUUUAUUCGUUCAUCGUGAUAGCGAUCAUAUACACGGUAGCCAUGGUCGGGAAGGGCCGGAAGGUUGCCCUAAAGGAUCUUGCCGUCAGGACCCGGAGGACGUGGAUGGGCGUGAUGGCCACAAGCCUCUUUGUCUGCUUCCUCACGUCGGGUUAUCUGAGCUUCUGCGUCUUUCUAUUGAGUGCUGUCGGCUUCUUUGGUGGCGUUUCCGCUGCGUCUCUUGCCUUGAUCGCGGCCGUGGCCAUCCUGGAAUUUCUUCUCUUCCUAUACUUGAGCAUGCUUUGGUCACAAGCCGUUGUGGUCUCCGUGAUGGAGGAAGGACGCUCCGGGCUGGACGCUCUUGGAAGGGCAGCGGAGCGCGUCCGAGGCAGGAAGGGAUUAGGGUUCAGAGUAAACAGUCUCCUAUUCCUCGCUGUGGCCUUGGUUCAGACGUUGAUCUCAACCGCAGUGACUCUUUUAUCUUUGCCCAAUCUGAUCAGUCCGAUCAUCUUCUCGUUAGUCUACCUGCUGGUGAUUGUUUUGAUCCAGGCAGUCAACGUGGUGUUCUACUACGAGUGCCAGGAGAAUCAGGAAGACGCGGCUACGAUGAAGGAGAACUUAGCGUACACGAGGGCUCUACGCGAGGAACCAUGA
This is a messenger RNA of Spirodela intermedia, 939 nucleotides long. NCBI's taxonomy places the organism in Eukaryota, Viridiplantae, Streptophyta, Magnoliopsida, Alismatales, Araceae. The record is from the annotation of a GenBank genome assembly.